Molecule: messenger RNA, 2037 nt
Organism: Dromiciops gliroides (monito del monte)
Lineage: Eukaryota; Metazoa; Chordata; Mammalia; Microbiotheria; Microbiotheriidae
Product: disintegrin and metalloproteinase domain-containing protein 8-like
Exons: 2
Coding region: 1-2037 (678 amino acids)
Biological process (GO): inflammatory response; positive regulation of membrane protein ectodomain proteolysis; proteolysis
Molecular function (GO): metalloendopeptidase activity; cell adhesion molecule binding
Source: RefSeq, a predicted model, not a curated record
AUGUUCCCCUGUCUCCCCCACUUCUAUUUCCUCCUCUGCUGCCUGAGGAGCUCUUUGGGGAAGAGCCAGGACUUCCUAGAGCCACAAGUUCCACUGAAAGGUCCCCUUUCCCACGUGCAACAGUAUGAAGUGGUUGAACCCCUCCAGUUACCUGUUUUAGGGAUUCCAAGAGAACUCUCUUCAGACGCCCUUGUGUAUCCCGAGACUGUGCGCUACCACCUAGGCCUGAGAGACAAUAACUUCACCCUCCACCUCCUUAGAAAUAGGUACUUGGUGGGGUCAGACUACACAGAAACCCACACCUUGGCUAAUGGCACAGAGGUGACUGAGAGGCCAAAGGAAGAGAAACACUGCUUCUACCAGGGCCAUGUGGAGGGGCACCGGGAUUCCUCUGUUAGCAUCAGCACCUGUUAUGGGAUCCGAGGCUUUUUCCAGAUCGGCCCUACCAUCCAUCUGAUUGAGCCACUAGAGAGACAUGGCAAUGCCCAGGGGAAACAUGCAGUCUAUAGGGAAAGGCAUUUUAAGAAAAAACGGAGCCCCUGUGGUAUCCGCAGGUCUGCCCUACGGGGAGAACUGGAGAGAAAGAUGGAUACAAUCUACACACCCCGGAGCUGGGUACCUGGAUCCAUCCCAAAAGAAACUCACUAUGUGGAGCUCUAUGUGGUGGUGGAGUACACAGAGUUCAAGAAAUAUCGAAACUUAUGGGACAUACGCAAUAGGGUGAAGGAAGUUGUAAAUCAAAUAGAUCGGUUUUAUCAGCUGCUCAAUUUCCGAGUGGUUCUAAUUGGUCUGGAAAUAUGGGACCAAGGUAACAAGGCCUCAAUCACCAGUGACAUACAGUCUUCCCUGAACAGCUUCCUGAAAUGGAGGGAAAAUCAUUUAAUCAAGAAGAAGAAACAUGAUAAUGCCCAGCUGAUCACAGCAUUGGAUUUUGGAGGCGGCGUUGUGGGACUAGCCAGAUUAGGUGCCAUGUGCACACUGGGUUCUGGGGGUGUGAACCAGGACUAUGAGUCACACCCAUUUGGACUAGCCACCACUAUGGCUCAUGAGAUGGGACACAACCUUGGCAUGGACCAUGAUGAAAACAUCAAGGGCUGCCAUUGUGAGGUCAGCAAGGUGCAAGGUGGAUGUGUCAUGCAAUCCAUGGGGUCUGAACAUGCCUACCCCAAGCAAUUUAGCAGCUGCAGCAAGGACAAUCUGCAGAAGUUUCUUAGGGGGAUUAUCUUUCGGCCAAGCUGCCUGACCAAUUUCCCAGACCUGGAGCAGAUUGAGGGAGGGCCUGUGUGUGGGAACAAGUUUGUAGAACGAGGGGAGGAGUGUGAUUGUGGCCCUCCAGAGGAGUGUGUGAACCAGUGCUGUAACCCUGUGAACUGCAGGCGGGCCCCAGGAGCUGACUGUGUAGAAGGGGAAUGCUGCGAGGCAUGUCAUAUCUCAGCAGCUGGAGAACUCUGUCGGGAUGCUCAGGACAUGUGUGAUCUGGCUGAGUACUGCAAUGGACGACAGGCUAAGUGUCCAGAAAAUGUAUUCAAAGAGAAUGGCACACCAUGCUGGGGGGGCUACUGUUACAAUGGGGCCUGCCCCACUUAUAAACAGCAGUGUGAGGCGCUCUGGGGCACAGGAUCACGUGUGUCCGCUGACAUAUGCUUCUGGAUUGGGCUACCCAGAGGAUGUGCACUAGCCGAUUAUCCUGCCAAAGAGGGUUUCAACAAGUGUGGGGACCUGCACUGCUCCAGGGCAAGCACAAAUCCCCCCUCCAGGGCUCUGUGCUCCUUCAUUUUGGGAAGUGAAAGGUGUGACCUGGCUCUAACCCAGAGCGAAAGCCAUAAUCAUUUUGAGAUUGUGGCCACUGGCACGAAGUGUGGUGAGCGGAUGGUGUGCUACCACAGACGCUGUCAGGGCCUCAGUGUCUAUGGCUCUGAGAACUGUUCCAGUCAGUGCCAUAAUCAUGGGGUCUGUAAUCACAAGAGAGAAUGCCACUGUGAACCAGGCUGGGCUCCACCAUACUGUCAGUCGAAAUUCUCUGAGCUCAAAUCAUAA